Molecule: messenger RNA, 1380 nt
Organism: Spinacia oleracea (spinach)
Lineage: Eukaryota; Viridiplantae; Streptophyta; Magnoliopsida; Caryophyllales; Amaranthaceae
Product: malate dehydrogenase, cytoplasmic
Exons: 7
Coding region: 117-1115 (332 amino acids)
Biological process (GO): malate metabolic process
Molecular function (GO): L-malate dehydrogenase (NAD+) activity
Source: RefSeq, a predicted model, not a curated record
AUAAUAAAUACCGUGGUUCACUUUUCUCUCUCCUCCUCACACCAUCACUUCUCAAACCUCUCUUCUCCACUCACCUUCUGACUCAUCGCUCUCUCUCUCUCUUCUUCGCAAAAAACAUGGGCAAAGAACCACUUCGCGUCCUCGUCACCGGUGCCGCCGGGCAAAUUGGAUACGCUCUAGUUCCCAUGAUUGCUAGGGGUGUAAUGCUAGGCGUUGACCAGCCUGUGAUUCUACACAUGCUCGACAUUCCUCCUGCCGCUGAGGCUUUAAACGGAGUUAAAAUGGAGUUGGUGGAUGCUGCUUUCCCACUUCUUAAAGGUAUUGUUGCUACAACCGAUGUUGCCGAGGCAUGCAAAGGUGUGAACGUCGCUGUCAUGGUUGGUGGCUUCCCCAGGAAAGAAGGCAUGGAGAGGAAGGAUGUGAUGUCAAAGAAUGUCUCAAUCUACAAGUCUCAAGCAUCUGCUCUUGAGCAACAUGCUGCUCCUAACUGCAAGGUUUUGGUUGUUGCCAACCCUGCCAACACCAAUGCAUUGAUUCUAAAGGAAUUCGCCCCAUCAAUCCCAGAAAAGAACAUUUCAUGCCUAACAAGGCUUGACCACAACAGGGCCCUCGGUCAGAUUUCAGAAAGACUUAAUGUUCAAGUGUCUGAUGUGAAGAAUGUUAUCAUCUGGGGAAACCACUCAUCAUCCCAGUACCCUGAUGUGAACCAUGCAACCGUAAAGACAGAAAGUGGCGAGAAGCCCGUCCGUGAGCUUGUUUCUGAUGAUGCAUGGUUGAACGGGGAGUUCAUCAGUACUGUGCAACAACGUGGUGCUGCCAUCAUCAAAGCAAGGAAGCUUUCCAGUGCAUUGUCUGCUGCUAGUUCAGCUUGUGAUCACAUCCGUGAUUGGGUGCUCGGAACCCCAGAGGGCACUUGGGUUUCCAUGGGUGUGUACUCUGAUGGUUCAUACAACACUCCAGCUGGAAUCAUUUACUCCUUCCCAGUGACUUGUAAAGAUGGAGAAUGGAAAAUCGUCCAAGGGCUUCCCAUUGAUGAGGUAUCAAGGCAGAAAAUGGAUGCAACUGGAGCAGAGCUUGUUGAAGAGAAGGCUUUGGCCUACUCAUGCCUGACUUAAACUCAGUCCCGUUUUCCAACGUGUGUUCCCGUUUGUGAGAGUAGUUAUAGAUAAAGUUUUGCAAUAAGCCCUUUGUGAGACUAUUGAGUUGGCUCCGCUUGUGGCAGACCAUUACUCUCGAAAACUGAUUUCUGCAAGGUUUUACCUAAAUUUUUGCAUGGAAGAAUUUGCAUAACAGUGAGAUGAUAGUCUGUGUAAAGGCACACUCUUAUCUGUAUUGUUCAUUCAACAAUUAUGCGAUUUGAUCCUGAAACUGGUUUCCAAA